AUGCAUAAGAUUCAACACCCUUCUUAUCAUUUUCUAUCUCUCAAACUUCACCACUUUUAUUCUAGUGACGAUGAGAGUGUCAACAAGUGGCAUUGCUUCUGUUGUCAAGAAACCAUCUUUCAAAAUAUUUAUUAUUGCCCUACCAACAAGUUAAUUAUGGAUCAAAUUUGUGCGAUGAAGCCAAUACCCAUUUUUAUAGACCACCUAAAAAGGCAUCUUCACCCUCUCACAUUUUUCCCUAAACAAAUUUUUUUACCGUGUGAUGUUUGUGGUCUUAUUAAAGAACAUUUUCCAACAUAUUCCAUCAAGAUUGUGUAUAUCACCCUUAUGUCAUCUGAAUCUCUCGUCACCACCACCGUAUCUCCUUCAGAUCCUCUCUUCCAUUCUUUCCGAGUGUGUCGUCGAAAGGUGGACAACAAUUAUGGUGUCUACUCUUGCAACAAGUGUGAUGGUUAUUUUGUUCAUACAAAAUGCACAUUGAGAAAAGACUUAUGCGAUGGGAAAGAACUAAAGGGAAUACCUCAAGAACCUGAGAUAGUUGUUGAGCCAUUUGAGAGGAUAAGUGAUGGAAUGAUACUCCAUUUUACGCAUGACCAUCAUCUAAAACUCGAGAUCUAUGGAGCUUACGAUGAAGGAAAGUUAUGUCAAGCGUGCAGCCUUCCAAUCUACGAGCGUAGCUAUUAUUCGUGUAUGGGUCAAUGCGACUUCAUCCUCCACGAAGCAUGUGCCAAUGCGCCUCGCAAGAAACACCAUGCCUUGCACGCUCGCCCACUUACACUAAAGGUUGGCAAUAUAGGUUACUUCUUCUGCAGUGCGUGUGAACGUCAAAGUUGUGAUUUCGUCUACGAGGGUUGCAAAGAAGAGCAGAGUUUCGAAUUAGACUUACGGUGUGCCUCGGUCUCUGAACCAUUUCAAUAUGAAGGCCAUGAGCAUCCCUUAUUCUUAGCUUUAACGCUGGAAGAAAAAAACUCAGCAAUAUGUCAAAUAUGCCAAAAAGAGGGUGAUGAAUAUAAAUGUUGGCGAAAACUGGCUUGCAUCAAAUGCCAUUAUAUCAUAUGUUUUGGAUGUGCUACUUUACCUUACAAGGCAAGGUAUAGACAUGACAAACAUUUCCUCACAUUUCAGAAAAUGGAAGAGAGAAAUGAUAAGCAAGACUGGUGUGUUAUAUGCAAAAGCAAAAUAGUAUAUUCAAAAAAAGGAGGUUUCUAUUCUUGCGAUGACUACUGCUCCACCACUGUUCAUGUUGAUUGUCUUCUUGAGAAAGACCCGUAUAUGAAACUUGGUCAGUUCAAUUAUUGGGGCAGGGAUGUUCUUAUUCUUCACAACAAGACCAUGUCUCGGCCACUUUGCAAUGGUGAAGAGCACCGUUGUGAUGAUAAAGUAGUUUACAAACAGGGAAACAUGACAUUUUGUUCUUUUUUGUUGUUUCGAUUCAUUCUAGAGGGUGAAUGA
Messenger RNA from Thlaspi arvense, 1452 nucleotides. Lineage: Eukaryota; Viridiplantae; Streptophyta; Magnoliopsida; Brassicales; Brassicaceae. The record is from the annotation of a GenBank genome assembly.